GCUUCAACACGGGGGACUGUUGACGUUCCGGUACCGUCAUAGUCCGUUAAUGACCGGGAACGUGAAUAACUUUCCAUAUUUUGUGUCGGGCGACGCGGUGCUGUGGCAUCUGAGGGCCCGCUGUGGUGCAAACAAGUCGGGGAGGUGGGGGAGAGGAGACUGGGAGACUGCAGAUUCACCGAAGCCAGCGACACUGCUUCUUCAGUAAAGCCCUCCCGAUUGGACGAGAGUCUCAGUAUGGAUGCACUGCAUCUUGGAGUUUCCCACAAUCCUUAGCUCUCUGCCGUGUUCAGAUCUGCAGCUGAGUCUACUGAACCCUGAACCGUGAGCAGCGCCAGUCUGUGACUGAACUCCUGUCAGCUGAUCUGUCUCGUGCCAGGAUGAUGUCAGUGGAUGUGACCAAUCGUAACGGCCCCGCCGCCACGCCUCCCACCUCACUCAGCCUUCGCUCCUCGCACAACCAGCUACUUAGCAGCGACGUCAUCAAACAGGGCUCUGCCACGCCUCCCAAGUGUCGCAAAAAGUAUGCACUCACGAGUAUUCAGUCUGCCAUGGGCCUCGGAGAAGCAGUACCACCGUCACCAUCACCGCCAACCUCCCCGUCACAGUCUUCAACCCCCAACAAUCCAAAACUAGCCAAGAACGGGGUCAAUCAGCUGCGUAAAGCUGGCCAGGACCAUAACAAAAACACAACUUGCUCUGACUUGAUAGGUCUGGAGUGUAAUUCAGAGACUUUAGCAGAUGACCUCAAUGUCAACACAGCAGAUGAGCACGACAGCCACACUCUCUCCAAUAAUGACCGAGAGGAUGAUGUCAUUAAGUUAGAUGUUGAACUGCACCCAGACGCCGGCACUGAUGCUGAGCCCGACCAGAAAACCGAAUCCGAUGUAGACUGUAACAUAAACUCAUCUGUGGAGCUCCAGCUGAAUGGCAACACAACAGAUUUGGGCUUUGACUUGAACAUUGAGGCAGAGGAGAGUGAUGACAUCAGCAUUUUGUCUGAAAAGGAAAUGAUCUCAAAGAUGAAGAUUGAGGAAGAUGGAGAUGCAAUCAUCCAGGACCAGGAAGAUGAGGAGAAUAAGCCGUUGUUGAUAAAAAGUGAUUCUUCAGUGAAUAACAAAGUUUCCGCUGGCCUGGAACUCAUCACUGACCUCCACUCCAACAUCAAGCUCCUCAAAUCGGGCAAGGAGUCUCCCGUGCCGCCUCCUCCCUCCCCACCACGCCACGCCAGCCCAGAGGACAUGCCCUUACUCUCUGUGGCCUCUUGCUCCUCCUCUUCCUCCUCCUCUCCAGAGACAAAGAAGGACAGAAGGACUGGCGCAAAGACAGACUGUGCUUUGAACCGCAUCCAGAACCUGAAUCCCAGUGACGAAGAGUUGAGUUGGACCACUCUGUCCCAGGAGAGCAAUUCUCCAGAGGAGACAGAUAUCUGGAGUGAGCAGUCAUUCCAGACAGACCCGGACCUACCUCCAGGAUGGAAGAAGAUCACAGACAUGGCUGGUAUCUACUACUGGCACAUUCCGACAGGUACCACCCAGUGGGAGAGACCCGCUACCCGCCAAGCUCCUCCGGGUCAGAUGGAGCCCCAGACCCUAGACGACCACACAACCGUCACACCACGUAAACACUCUGUGGGCUCAAUCAGCCCCUCACCCACUCCUGACCUUGAGUCUUGCCAGGCAGAGAUUUUCUACAGGGCCUCAACACGUUCGGGCAGCACCACCUCCGACAGUUCGGUGGAGCCUCUCUCCUCUCAUGAGCCCACCCUUCCUACAUGUGGAUUUGUCAACAGCUGCUACUUUCCUCGUUCCACUUCCCUGCAGGGAGUAUCUGACCAAGAGUGUCGCUCUCAGCUUCAUGAAGACGAGGACAAGAAACAGGUGUGGAGUGAUUUUGGCGGAAAGAUUGAUAGUGAGGUGUGGAAGGAUCUACAGGCAGCCACAGUGAACCCUGACCCCAGUCUCAAAGAGUUUGAGGGUGCUACACUUCGUUACGCGUCACUCAAGCUAAGGAACCGUCCAGCCGUAGAAGAGGAGGAGUCGAACGGUGCCAACAGUGACCCAGAAACAAAGUGUUUUGCAGUGCGGUCUCUGGGAUGGGUGGAGAUGGCUGAGGAUGACUUGGCUCCGGGAAAGAGCAGCGUUGCUGUCAACAACUGCAUCAGACAACUGUCCUACUGCAAGAAUGACAUCCGAGACACUGUCGGCAUCUGGGGAGAGGGAAAGGACAUGUAUCUGGUGCUGGAAAAUAACAUGUUGAACCUAGUUGACCCCAUGGACCGCAGUGUGCUUCAUUCUCAGCCAAUUGCAAGUAUUCGGGUCUGGGGCGUUGGCCGGGACAAUGGCAGGGACUUUGCAUAUGUGGCGAGGGAUAAAAACACCAGGAUCCUGAAAUGUCAUGUGUUCCGCUGUGACACGCCAGCCAAAGCCAUCGCCACCAGCCUGCAUGAGAUCUGCUCCCGGAUUAUGACAGAGAGAAAGAAUGCCAAAGCGAUGGCAGGAGGCUCUCUUCAGGACAGGAUGCAGGCAGGUCUAGAUCUCCCCUUACAAGCAGAGUUUCCCACACCAAAGACGGAGCUGGUUCAGAAGUUUCAGGUGCUCUACCUCGGGAUGCUGCCUGUGGUCAGACCAAUAGGCAUGGACAUACUGAAUGGAGCCAUAGACAGUCUGGUUAGUUCUUCCAACAGAGAGGACUGGACUCCAGUAGCUCUCAACGUGGCAGAUGCUACAGUCACCAUCAGCAAAGACAAGGAUGAAGAAGAAGUGUUGGUGGAGUGUCGCGUACGCUUCCUGUCUUUCAUGGGCGUCGGUCAUGACAUGCACACGUUUGCCUUCAUCAUGGAUGCUGGCGGCCAUCGCUUUGACUGUCACGUCUUCUGGUGUGAUCCCAAUGCUGGGAGCGUGUCCGAGGCUGUUCAGGCAGCUUGUAUGCUGCGGUAUCAGAAGUGCUUGGUCGCUCGUCCUCCCUCCCAGAAAGCCUGCAGCUCAACACCUCCCGGUGACUCUGUGUCCCGUCGGGUCUCGACCAGCGUGAAGAGAGGUGUCCUGUCCCUCAUCGACACGCUCAAACAGAAGAGACCUGUCACUGAGUUGCCACAGUAACUGCCACAAACACCAAUCACCAAUGUUAUGAGCCACAUUGCUGCCAAACCUGUCGCCAACCACAGACCCGAACAACUACUCAAACACAGCAAAGCCCCACAGUUUUGGGAAACCGUGUCACAAUCCCCGUCACUUUUCUGGAGCAAAUAGGAAUUUCCCCUCCAGAGUUUUUAUCGGCUCUCGAGCAGAAAUUGGACGUUUGUUUCCUCAAAAAAAAACUAAGACCAAUAAAGACUGCAAGCCCUGAUCAAGAAGGAACACACAACCUUAAGAAACCACCGAGUGAUGGUCAUGAAGGAGUUGAUGUACAUAGAAGUAAACGCUCAUCACGCUCAGCACAGAUGAGGAGAAGAGAACAAAUAUUGUAGAAGUAGGAAGUGCUCCUUCAAAGACUGCAAGCUCAUUGCUGCCCAAACUGCUGAUCUCUCCACGCUCUUACUGUAUUUGUGUCUGUGCCUGUGCUGCCAGCAUGACCUUGCACACCCGGCCACACCCCACUGUCAUUCACCCGUUUGUCCAGUUAACCCGAGUUCACACAACACGAUUCUCUGCUUCACAAGACUCCGCCAACCGACCCGAAUCGCCUAAUGUUCAGCAGUCGCUAAGAGGGAACUCUUCAAAUCCUCAGCGUGCGAAAACCUGCAAACCAGACCUAGAUCUCAUUUCCAGCAUGCUGAAAAUUUGAUCCACGUCCGGCCGGCCCAGUCAGCCAGAGACCAGGACGGGGUGAGAGCGGCUGAAACCCAAACAGGAAAACAACGGCAGUUCAGAGGAUGAGGGGGAAAAAGAGAAAUACAACAUCCCAAAAACAGAGAUCAGAGAUCACAGACAAUACUGUUACAAAAGGGGUUCAGUGGUCGACCUGUACACAUGAAGCAGAGCUAAAUUAAACCUGGUUUCCCUGUGCCAAUGUUCACAUAUCCCUUUGUGACCACUGUGAGGAGAUCAUGUCAUGUGUCGCUGGCUCCUCCUGGUGAAAUAUUGUGAGACGUGUAGUGACAACAACCACUGAAAAAAAAAAAACAACUCCCGAUCGUUAGAUCAUGGUGUGUGGGCCGCACACAGCAACCCUCGGACUCUAAAUGUCGUGUCGUGUCUUGUGGACUUGGUUUUAAAGAUUCUGGCCUCACGCUCAUCUGUUCAACUGAUCGUGCAUGAACUUUUUAAAUAGAAAAGUGGAUCCUUCUAUAGACAAUAUCAAUAACACAAAUGCUGCUUCCAGAAAAAAACCCCACAUCUGUUGUCUUCAACUGUGCAAGCUUCAGCCUGGUGGCUCCAAACGAGUGGUGGCUUUUCACCCGAGGACACCUUACGUUUAUUUUUCUGUUUGUCCCUCAGAAAGUGACAGACAUUAGCCAUAAUGAAGGAAGAGACGCAGGGAUGAACUUUGUUAUUUAGCCCGCUCUCCUCUGCUUCCCCACUUUGUCUUGAACGGUGACUGCUGCUCCAAACACCGUAGACGUCAGCAUGUUGUUGCUGCCGCCGCCGCCGCUGCUCUUUGAUACACAUGCUGGAGGAAAUUUGACUUUAAAUCCCACCUCAGUAUCUGUCCUCACAGACUCAAUGUUCACUAAUAAAAUGGGAUUGG
Solea solea (common sole) is the source of this 4689-nucleotide messenger RNA. It is a transcript of the gene apbb2b, whose product is annotated as amyloid beta (A4) precursor protein-binding, family B, member 2b. Gene Ontology annotation, biological process: regulation of DNA-templated transcription. Gene Ontology annotation, molecular function: transcription factor binding; amyloid-beta binding. The record is from RefSeq and is a predicted model, not a curated record. Gene Ontology annotation, cellular component: nucleus; cytoplasm. NCBI's taxonomy places the organism in Eukaryota, Metazoa, Chordata, Actinopteri, Pleuronectiformes, Soleidae. The transcript is spliced from 18 exons. Bases 381 to 3101 code for a protein of 906 amino acids.